Molecule: messenger RNA, 2599 nt
Organism: Astyanax mexicanus (Mexican tetra)
Lineage: Eukaryota; Metazoa; Chordata; Actinopteri; Characiformes; Acestrorhamphidae
Gene: hapln1b
Product: hyaluronan and proteoglycan link protein 1b
Exons: 5
Coding region: 126-1184 (352 amino acids)
Biological process (GO): cell adhesion
Molecular function (GO): hyaluronic acid binding
Source: RefSeq, a predicted model, not a curated record
UUUCCAAACCUGUGACGUAGAUCUCAGACUCGAGCUCGCGCAGCUUCAGUCCUGCAGCUCCUCAGAGCCUCCGCGGUCCGGUCUGGUCCACAAGUGAACUGACUCCGCUGGUGCUACACAGGAAGAUGAUCCCGCUGCUGCUCCUCAGUCUGUUCUCUCUGGGCGGAACCGAGAGUUUGGAUCAGGCCCACAGUGAUCUGGAGCUCUACAGAACCAUCUACAUCUCUGAAAACGGGCCGAAACUCUCGGUUCUGGUGGAACAGCCCAAAGUUGUGUCUCGGCGGGGAGGAAACGUAACACUGCCAUGCAGCUUCCAGAGGGACCCCUCGUCUCCGCCCAAUCCCAAACUGAGGAUUAAAUGGACUAAGCUGACCUCAGACUACCUGAAGGAGAUUGACGUGUUCGUGGCGAUGGGUUUCCAUAAGAAGAGUUACGGCAGUUUUCACGGCCGCGUGCACCUUCAGGCGGCCAAUCAGAACGACGCCUCGCUCGUCAUCACUGAAAUCACAUUGGAGGAUUAUGGGAAAUACAAGUGCGAGGUGAUUGACGGGCUGGAGGAUGGGACAGGGGUGGUGUCCCUCGAUCUGCAAGGUAUCGUCUUCCCGUAUUUUCCACGUCUCGGUCGCUACAACUUAAACUUUCAGGAUGCAAAUAAAGCCUGUCUGGAUCAGGACGCCAUCGUCGCCUCGUUCGAUCAGCUGUACGACGCCUGGCGAGGGGGGCUGGACUGGUGCAACGCUGGCUGGCUGAAUGACGGAUCAGUGCAGUAUCCAAUCACCAUACCUCGUGAGCCGUGUGGUGGAAAGAACACAGUGCCCGGUGUGAGGAAUUAUGGGAUGCGAGACAAGGACAACAACAGAUAUGACGUAUUCUGUUUUACUUCUAACUUUAAAGGACGGUUCUACUACCUGAUGCCCUCGUCGAAGUUGACCUAUGAGGAGGCGGUGGGGGCGUGUCUGAAGGACGGUGCUCAGAUCGCUAAAGUGGGGCAGAUGUACGCGGCCUGGAAGCUGCUGGGAUACGAUCGGUGUGACGCCGGCUGGCUGGCCGACGGCAGCGUCCGUUAUCCCAUCUCCCGCCCGCGGAGGCGCUGCAGCCCCACCGAAGCCGCCGUUCGCUUCUCAGGAUUUCCCGACAAAAAACACAAACUCUACGGUGUUUACUGCUUCAAACACCAACACUGAGCUGGAGGUGGAGGAGGGGCAGAGUCUGUAGGGGGCAGGGCGGGAGGAGGCGGAGUCUGUUGGGGGCGGGGUCUAUGUAAGUUAAACUGUGACAGUGCUUUGAACAGAAGGAAAUUGGGGGAGGGACUGACAACAAAAUAGAAGCCCUCAUUUCUGACAAAAAAGUUUACUUCAUAAAACACAAAUAUCAUUAUCAUAAAAUAAUCCACACAAAUAUAUUUAAAAAAAUUAAAUGAUUAUUAAUAGAAACGACAGAAAUUCUGAGUUACAGACGGAACAGAAAAUGUUCUAAUAUUUCUGAAAUAAUGCAGUAUUGUUUCAUUCAGAACUUUUCAGGACUAAUUUAAAAAUAAAGCAAAAUAUAUACAAAGUAUAGAUUAAAAAUAUAAAUAUAAAUAUAAAUAAUUAUUAUAUUCCAUAAGAACAGCACACAUAUAGUGACCAGUCCGCCGUCUGGCCACAGCACAAUCUCUCUCUCUCUCACACAUACACUCAUUUUUUCCCAUCAUCCUUUCUGGGUGCUACAAUAAAGUGUUGUUUUUAGAUUGUUUUUUUUUUUUUUAAAUAUAUAUAUUUUUUUCUGUGGACCAAAAAUCCAGUAUUGCAUAUGUUGACAUUUUGACGUGACUCUCAUUGUUUAUUUUUUACAAUGCAAUAAGCAUUUAGAAUUGUUUGUAUGCAAAUAAUUUUUCUCAGAAUGUUGUGUUUAUAUUAUUCCUACAUCUGUAUUUUCUUUAUCAGAUGUUUAGACAGUGCUGCUCUCUAUCCAGAAAAGAAAAGAACAGAUGCACUGAUCUUGUGACUUAAAAAAUCUGUGAAAAUGUUUAGUUCACUUCAAAUUAUAAAAAAAAUUAUCAGAUUCAUAAACUUUUAUUUUAUAGCAGAUUAUUGUUAUGUACUGUAUUUGUAUUUAACCUCUGUGGAUAUUUUUCCUGAAGUCCGUCCAAUCAGCGUUCAGGAUCCCAGAGUUAUCUUUCCUUUAUAAAGUAAACACUUAGAUUUGGAGUCAUAGUUUUAGUAAAUGCAUGUUAAACCUGAAGAUAAAAACAGGCUAACAGGACAACAAAAAAAAAACAGAAAAGAAAAUGAAGUAAAAUAAAGUUUACAGAGUGAUUUAGUAUUGCAAACAAAUCUUAAAGCUAAUUUUCACCCAAAGAAAAACAACAAAAAUACAUGGCGUGAUUCGCUGCACCGCCGGCAUGCUGCAGACAGGAGGCCUCUGAUUGGCUGAUAAAUAAAACCUGGGGAUUUAUUAAUUAAAAUAUAAUUUAAAACAUGAAUUAUGACCCCAGAAUAAAAAACACACAGACUGCCAACAAUAAAACACACAUUACUCUCACCCAGCAGCCAUUUACACACAGAGGGCAUGCGCUCGGAUAGUUAGACUCAAUAAAAGAAUAAACUCUAUUCAGAAA